AUGGCGAUUCAGAGCCGCAACGAUGAGCUACCCAUGAAUCACGCCGAAAAAGGAGACGUGACGCCUCAAAGACCCGGAUCCAGCAUUCACCCCGAAUCCCUAGACUCUUAUCAGCAGCAUCCGGGCACCCCGCGAUCGCCGCUCUUAUCGCCCCUUAUCGGCAGCCCUGAACCCUACCUUACCUUACCUUACCUCACAUCUCCUCUCCGCGUUCUCGACAUCCGACGUCCAUCUGUUCCAAGCACUGAUCCAGCCACCACCGAAACCACCACUCCACGAGCAUCACUCCAUCUGCCCAGCAUGGCAAUCUUCAGCGCCGUCCCUCCCCCCGAUGUUAUCGACCACCAGACCCCCAACGACGUCGUCCCGCCGCCCCAAUCCCAGACCCCGGUUGCUGCCCACGUCGCCGCCCAGAGCGCGACCGCCGGCUCGGUCGACAUCGAGGCGUGGACCGUCUCCGCCCUCGAGGCCCUGAGCGUCAGCCCCGUCGCCCGCGGCACGGGAACCCCGCUGGCCAUCAACCUCGACGAGCAGGUACAAAAGGCCUCUGCCGCCGCCGCCGUCACGAUCGCCGCCGAGGCGACGACGACUAUACAGCAGACGCCUAUCCGGCGGCCCCUGAGCAGGCGAGAUAGCCAGAAGAAGAGGGAGCAGCUUCUGAAGGGUAAUGAGGGCAGCAGGGCGCGUCGGCGAUGGGAGAAUGACCGCCUCAUUGGCGUACCCAACGUUCAACCUCCCCUCCCAAGCGACUGGGAAGUCCACCCAACCUACCCAGUCCAAGUCGUCCCCUACCAGGUAGCCCAAUACUGGGACACGGGCCUCCGCCAGCGCAUCGAAGAAAAGACGGCCAAACUCCAGGCGCAGCGCAAGAAGCAGCAGCGCAAAGAUGGGUCCGCGACGGGACUGGCCGUCGGCGAGGUGCCGCGCGACCUGCGCGACACGGCGAAGCGGACGCCCGCUGUUCGGGGUUGGGUGCGCGUGCUCGAGGAGCCCGUGCGGAGUUUCUUGAAGGAGCGCAGCGAGGCGAGCGAUGCCGAGGGGGAUAGCGAGGACGAGGAGAUUGUCUUUGUGGGUCGGAAGGGGAUGGCUUCUGCGGGCAAGGGGUGGAAGAAGGCGAGGAGGGAGGUGGGUAGUGAAAAGGUUGAUGAUGGCAUGGUGUUUGAUUCUUUGGGGGAUGAUGAGAGUGCCUCGUUCAAGUAUGGCUCCCCCACUCCCCCCC
Colletotrichum orchidophilum is the source of this 1219-nucleotide messenger RNA. RefSeq lists its product as uncharacterized. The transcript is spliced from 3 exons. NCBI's taxonomy places the organism in Eukaryota, Fungi, Ascomycota, Sordariomycetes, Glomerellales, Glomerellaceae. The annotation marks the transcript as partial. The record is from RefSeq and is a predicted model, not a curated record.